AACACUGUCCUAUCUCCUAAAUCCAAUUCUGGUAUUGAAAUGGUUUUUCAAAUCCACAAAGAUUAGAAAUUCUAACAGAUAUAAAUCUCUCAACUCAUUCGUAAUUUAUAACUACCAAGAACAUGAAUCACCCACUCUGCGCUAAUGGCUGUGGCUUCUAUGGAUCAGCAGAGUAUUUCAAUUUGCGCUUUAACUGCUACAAUGAAUACCAAAAGCAAGAGCAUGAAAUCAACGCACUGGCUUCCUCCAUAGCCCACCUUUCUUUGGCCAAUGAAAAUAUUGUUGCUGCUGCUUCAUCUGAUCGAGAAUUCCAAAAUCAAGACUAUGCAAUCAGAGCACUGGCUUCCUCCAUGGCUCAGCUUUCUUUGGCCAAUGGUUCAAGGUGCACAUGCUGCGACAAUCGCCAAGGAUUAAUGGGUUUCAGUUGCCGUUGUGGGAAUAUGUUUUGUGUCUACCAUCGAUUGCCUGAAGAUCACUCCUGUACUUUUGAUUUUAAGACGUUUGGUCUUCAGCUUUUAAUCAAGCAAAAUCCACUUUUCAAGCUUGAUAGGAUCUAG
This is a messenger RNA of Hevea brasiliensis (rubber tree), 557 nucleotides long. Its product is annotated as zinc finger A20 and AN1 domain-containing stress-associated protein 5-like. The record is from RefSeq and is a predicted model, not a curated record. Gene Ontology annotation, molecular function: DNA binding; zinc ion binding. The transcript has a single exon. Lineage: Eukaryota; Viridiplantae; Streptophyta; Magnoliopsida; Malpighiales; Euphorbiaceae. Bases 123 to 557 code for a protein of 144 amino acids.